Messenger RNA from Ostreococcus tauri, 387 nucleotides. RefSeq names its product Ribosomal S24e conserved site. The record is from RefSeq and is a predicted model, not a curated record. Gene Ontology annotation, molecular function: structural constituent of ribosome. The coding region runs from base 1 to 387 and encodes 128 amino acids. NCBI's taxonomy places the organism in Eukaryota, Viridiplantae, Chlorophyta, Mamiellophyceae, Mamiellales, Bathycoccaceae. The transcript is spliced from 3 exons. Gene Ontology annotation, cellular component: ribosome. Gene Ontology annotation, biological process: translation.
AUGACGAACACGUCCUGCACCAUCCGCACGCGCAAGUUCAUGACGAACCGCCUGUUGCAGCGCCGUCAAUUCAUCUGCGAUGUCCUCCACCCGGGUCGCGCGAAUGUCUCCAAGGCUGAGCUUCAAGAGAAGAUUGCUAAGAUGUACAACGUCUCCGACGAGAAGUGCGUGUCCAUCUUCGGGUUCCGCACGGCGUUUGGUGGCGGUAAGUCCACUGGGUUCGGUUUGAUCUACGACAACAUCGAUGCGUUCAAGAAGUUUGAACCGAAGCACCGCCUCAUCCGCGCUGGCUUGAAGGACGCCGUCCAAAAGUCCCGCAAGAACAUCAAGGAGAAGAAGAACCGUGUCAAGAAGCUCCGUGGUGGUGCCAAGAACAAGGUCAUGUAA